Molecule: messenger RNA, 3076 nt
Organism: Labrus bergylta (ballan wrasse)
Lineage: Eukaryota; Metazoa; Chordata; Actinopteri; Labriformes; Labridae
Gene: rnf141
Product: ring finger protein 141
Biological process (GO): protein autoubiquitination
Molecular function (GO): ubiquitin-protein transferase activity
Source: RefSeq, a predicted model, not a curated record
UAGUGCGCCCGUGUUUUGCAAUCACAAACAGAAACAAAGCUAACCGUGAAGUUUGCAACCCUGCGUCUUUGAGGCGUAUUUGUUUGAAACAGAAGUGUCAUUAUUACACCUUACGAUAGAGAAAUAAUAUGUCUAUCUUGCAUUUGUGUUAGAUUUGGACUUUUUUCGCCGCUGUCUUCGCUUUAUGGCUCUGUGUAACUGAAUGAGGAGCAGCCUUCUGUCCGCGUUGUUUCAGAAGUGCUGCUGCAGCCAGGAUGGGCCAGCAGCUCUCAGGUCAGGGGGUGAUGACACGUCUGCCUGAGAAGCUGGUGAAACAUGCUGGACUUGUACGUGACAGCGGCUACCUAACAUACGAGGAGUUUCUGGCUAGAGUUUCUGAACUUAACGAUGUUACGGCCAAGUUAGCGUCUGGGCAGCAGAAGCACCUUCUGUUUGAGGUGCAGCCAGGAUCCGAUGCCACAGCCCUGUGGAAAGUGGCUGUCAGGGUCCUCUGUACCAAGAUCAACAAAGAGAAUGGUAUGGUGGAAGCAUCACGCAUCAUGAACCUGUACCAGUUUAUCCAGCUGUACCGUGAUGUCACCAGCCAGGCUGCUGAGGUGCUGUCUGCAGAGGGUGCCACCGAGGGCCCCUCUGCCCAGCUCCCCUCCACAGAUUCCUGCCAGGCCAGCAUGUGGAUGGGCAGAGUGAAGCAGCUGACUGAUAAGGAGGAGUGCUGCAUCUGCAUGGAUGGAAACGCCGACCUUAUUCUGCCCUGCGCACAUAGCUUCUGUCAGAAGUGCAUCGAUAAAUGGAGCGGGCAGUGCCGCAACUGUCCAAUAUGUCGCCUGCAAGUUACCGCUGCCAAUGAAUCGUGGGUAAUGCCUGAUUUCCCCACAGAGGACGACAUGGCUGGAUAUAUCCUCAACUUGGCGGACGAGGCGGGCCACCCACACAGGCCUUAACACACAACACACUGAGCAAGUUAAAAAAACAAGGGAAAUUGAACCACACCAAGUAGACUGUACCUGUUGAAACGCAAAAUUUCACUUUUCACUGUAGAGGAGAUUGUGUUAGUGUUUUCCUGGAAAGCUGACAAGGGCAGAGGAACCUUGCUGUGUUUCUAGCUUCUUAAGCUUUUUAGUGACAGGAUCAGAAAAUGAAAUGUUAUCUCUUUUAAAUAACAAAAAUAUCCCAGGAUCGUCUUUGUAACCCGAGUACUGUAGUGUGUAAUGUGUUAAGAUAAAUAAUAACCUAUUGAUUUAACACACAGAAGAACCAAAAGUACAGGAUUUCUAGGAAUUCUCUGGUUACUUUACUUUACUACUUUACUUUAGCUGCCACUUUAUCGUAGGAAUUCUGAUCCAAGUUGUAGUUUCCUUUUAUGCUCAUACGACGGGGACUUAAGCUCAGGCAGGUCAGCAGACUGUUUGCAUAGCUAAGCACUAAGUCUAGAAGUAGUUAACCCGGUUUUGUCCUAAAGCUCCUGUGAGGAACUUUUGGUCUAUGAUGAAGUUGGCGCCCCCUUGUGGACAAAGUGGUAGCUCUUAUCGCUUUCUGAAUUUGUCCUGUACAUGCUUCUCAAGCAUGAGAAAUGAGUCAAGAAACCCUUUUUUACUAAUGGUCUCUUUGGUUUUUCUAGGUCAUGAAGAGGCAUCGGCAUAAAUUUCAGUCUGUCAUUACCAGAUAAGAACUCCUCACAGGAGCUUGAACAACAACAACAUCCUGUCAGCACCAGUCAAUUAAAUGACUACCUUAAUGACUUACUAAGCUUUAAAGGUGCUGGUGGAUGUAUGUUGUUAUGUUUAGAUAGGGCAAGGCUAGCUGUUUCCCUCUGUUUCCAGUAUUUGUGCUAAGCUAAGCUAACAACCUGCUGACCGUAGCCAUGUCUAUUAACAGACAGAAAGUGUUUAAUCCUACACGCAAAGUUUCUGUUCAACCUUUGAACCUGAUUAACUUUCCUGAAGUAAAGCUGUCCUGACGUUCUGCAUGUUUAUAUCUUACAUGACAUGCCUUACGAGCCAUGCAGAGAUGAACUGAUGUUCUGAUCCCCUUCAGAACCCGACACAGUGACUGAUACUCUUUCUCAUGUACUGGUAUAUUUAGUUUGAUAUGAUUUAAAUGACUUGGCUUGCUGUUGCUGUUGUGUCUUCUUCACUGUUGGAAAUAACCACUAUUUGUCAACUAUACUGCUGUUAUCCUUUUAUUUUGUGUGUAUAUAUAUAUUUUUUUAAUUUACCAGAACUUAUUCUUACCUAAUUGCUGUAGAGUUGACGUUCACAAAACAACCAUAUUUGUCUUUGUUUUGCUCUGAACUUGCCUAAAUUGAAAUAUUAAAGAUUUAAUGGGACAGGCGGUUUCAUUUACAAGUGGACUCUUGUAGAAUUUAAAACCACAAAGUUUUAUUUUGAUAAGCAUUGAAAACCUUCAGAUCACACUUAUAAAAGGACGAGGUGAUUUGUGAUGAUAAAUCAUUUAUUUGAGUGAUAAAUUCCUAUCGAACUAUUAUUUUACGUUGUUAUGGAUUUCCAAUGUAGCAUUAUUUGUCAGUCAAGGAGGAGAGAGAGACACUCGACAAAUACUCGAGAUGUCUAAAGUUAUGUUGGUCUUUUCAUUCUAGAGCUUCUUAUUUCUUUAACAGAUAUAUUAUUUCUGUUUAUUUCUAAAACUGAAUGAAACUUAAGUUGACCAAAAGAAACUUUUGGUUGUCGAUGCUGACGGACAACAGUUUGAAACUUCACCGUAGUUUUCUUGGUGUCUGAGCGCUACAGCAACAGAUGAUUUUAUUUUCUCAAUUUGAAGACAUUAUUAUAUGUCACUAAAAUGUUUACAGCAGUUUAGAUGAAGCAGGACAAAUGAAGGAGGAGGAUCAGAGACAGAGUCUGGUCUUUGGCUGUGUUGUUCAUGCAAAAUUAAGCAAACAAUGUUGGAAAUUUAAAUAUCAAACCAAACAAGGAAACGUAAGAUGACUUAAUUAUCUUUAUAUCUGAUCCUACAUGGACACAUACUGUUUGUAAAUCUGCUGAAUAGAAGAAAUUGUAUUGAAAAUGAAAUUAUCUGAAUCAUACUGUAUUGUCCUUAAUAAACUUUUUGCACUUUA